AUGCCCCGCAAAUCCGCAAAGAAGCAAACGCGACUUGCGUUCGCCCCAACGGUUGCGUCUCCGUCCCGCGAUGGAGAUGAUGACAACAGCGACCGCUUCGCAAGGCUCUCAUACGGACACCCCAGCAUGGCCUCAGUUCGAGCGGAAAUUUCUCAGAAGAGCAAGGCUUCGGGGUCCAAGAAGAAGAGCUCGUCCAAAUUCAAAGAGAGAACACCCGAUCUGCUCGAAGAAUCUCCAGGAAAACAAAUCGGCAAAGCCCAAGCUGCAACACAAAAUGAAGAGGAAUCAUCAGAUGACGACCUCAUUAUUCCCAGCUCCCAGAGAAAACGACGAGUGGUCCCCGAUCUUAGCACGAUUGCCAUGAGUCCUCCGAAAUCCAAACCAAAGAAGAGCCGGCAGGCUUCAAAGCUUGCGAAUAAUGAGAUUGUGGAGGAAAUUUCUCGGCCGCGCCGGAGACUGAAACGCAAAGCAGAGAGUUCACCCGCGAUUGUACUGAGCGACAGUGAUGAGUCGGAAGACCCUGUGAUAUCCUCACCUGUCAAGAGAAGGAGACAUCUCCCGGACCCAGAGACGCCCCAGACACCCCGGUCGAGUGAAGACCAAGACGAUCUGGACAUUCAGGAAGAUCUUAGAGAUCUACAGGACUCAGUUGUCAAGAAAACCCGCACUCGCGGCCGCGUUGCUGAAUCGGCGAGAGAUAAGCGGUUCAAACACCUGGAAGCUCUCCGUCGUCGGCGUCUCGGACUUCCAGAGGAAAGUGAAUCCGAGACAGCUUCAGCAAACGACGAAGAUGAAAGUGAAGACGAACUUGAAGAUGGAGCCGAUGCAAGCCCAACUCGGCGGGUUGAAUCGCGAGACCAGCUUGAUAGCGACGUUGAGUCUGCCAUCGACCCUAACGAGGACCUGGACAAGUACGAGGACGACUUUGUUCUAGAGGAUGACACCACAGAACUGGGUGUCCCCAUGGAAGAAAUGCCCUUCGAAUUCACUCGCCACGCCUACAAACAGCCAAAAGAAUACUUCCGCGACGUCGUUGGGUGGAUGGUGCACAACCGACUCGACCCAGCAUUUCCACGCGACGACGACAUGUAUAAAGUGGCCUUUAUGAAACUGGAAGACGAAGUCAAGGCACGCGCCGGAUCUCAACUUAUCUCUUCAGUGUGGAACUCUGAAUUCGUCCGGGCCCUUCGGGCCAGACCACAUAUGGAUCUGUCUGCAUUUCCCACUGAUCUUGGUCACUCUUGUGAUGCGUGCAAGCGAUCUGGACACCCGGCAUCUUCUGAUAUCAGGCUAUACGGCAAAGCAUAUUCUCUCGCGACGCUUGAGCCUCUUAACGAUGAAAGCUCUGAAGACUCAGAUAAUUCUGACUCCAGUGAAGCAUCUGGCGUUGAGCGAGACCGGGAUGGUCAUGAGUUGCCAGGUGAAGAGAAACGGUUCUAUCUAGGAAGACACUGCAAGGAUAAGGCACAGUUAGCUCAUACUCUGAUGCACUGGCGUUAUCAACUCAACGAGUGGGUCGUUGAUCAUCUUGAUCGCAUGGGUCAAAUGAAGGAUUCUGAAAUCCUGCGACGGAAUAACCUGAGCCAGAAGCGCAAGACGCGAAACGCCAUCGAAAUCAUCAAGCAAAUGGCUGAAGCCGGGGAGAUUGAGAAGCUUUGGCGGGAUUUCCAUAUCGCUCUGAAAUCUGCUCGAGAGAAAAUGUCUAUCUUGGGAUGA
Molecule: messenger RNA, 1716 nt
Organism: Penicillium atrosanguineum
Lineage: Eukaryota; Fungi; Ascomycota; Eurotiomycetes; Eurotiales; Aspergillaceae
Exons: 5
Coding region: 1-1716 (571 amino acids)
Cellular component (GO): nucleus
Source: RefSeq, a predicted model, not a curated record